This is a messenger RNA of Pundamilia nyererei, 1774 nucleotides long. RefSeq names its product macrophage erythroblast attacher, E3 ubiquitin ligase (gene maea). Gene Ontology annotation, biological process: proteasome-mediated ubiquitin-dependent protein catabolic process. The transcript has 9 exons. Bases 134 to 1324 code for a protein of 396 amino acids. The record is from RefSeq and is a predicted model, not a curated record. Gene Ontology annotation, molecular function: ubiquitin protein ligase activity; protein binding. Lineage: Eukaryota; Metazoa; Chordata; Actinopteri; Cichliformes; Cichlidae. Gene Ontology annotation, cellular component: GID complex; cytoplasm; nucleus.
UAAGUGCUGAAUCCUGAACGUCUUCAGAGUCAGUGCUUACACCGUCCCACCAGAUGGCGAUAGUGAGCGCUGAGCCCAUUCUGAGCUGAUAGAAAAAAAACACAAACAACCACAAGAAAACCACAAAACCAAGAUGGCGGUGCAGGAGACAGCAUCUCAACUGUCCAUGGCUCUCAAAGUCCAAGAAUAUCCCACCCUGAAGGUGCCAUACGAGACUCUGAACAAACGCUUUAGAGCGGCUCAGAAGAACAUCGACAGAGAGACGAGUCACGUCACAAUGGUAGUUGCAGAGCUGGAGAAAACGCUCAGCAGCUUCCCCGUGGUUGACUCGGUGGUGUCCCUGCUGGAUGGAGUGGUGGAGAAACUCAGUGCCCUGAAGAGGAAGGCUGCAGAGUCCAUUCAAGCAGAAGACGAGAGUGCCAAGCUGUGUAAGCGUCGCAUCGAGCACUUAAAGGAGCACAGCAGCGACCAGCCAGCUUCAGUUAACCUGUGGAAGAAGAAACGGAUGGACCGCAUGAUGGUGGAGCAUCUGCUGCGCUGUGGCUACUACAACACAGCUGUGAAACUGGCCAGACAGAGCGGUAUAGAGGAUCUGGUGAACAUUGAGAUGUUCCUCACAGCUAAGGAGGUGGAGGAGUCUCUGGAGAGGCAGGAGACAGCCACUUGCCUGGCUUGGUGCCAUGACAACAAGUCCCGCCUCCGCAAGAUGAAGAGUUGUCUUGAGUUCAGUCUGAGAAUCCAGGAGUUCAUUGAGCUCAUCAGACAAAACAAGCGCAUGGAUGCAGUGCGACAUGCUAGAAAGCACUUCAGCCAAGCAGAAGGUGGACAGUUGGAUGAGGUUCGGCAGGUGAUGGGCAUGCUGGCCUUUCCAUCAGAUACGCACAUCUCUCCAUACAAGGAUCUGUUGGAUCCAGCCCGCUGGAAGAUGCUGAUCCAGCAGUUCCGAUAUGACAAUUACAGACUGCAUCAGCUGGGAAACAACUCUGUCUUCACCAUCACCCUGCAGGCUGGUCUGUCUGCCAUCAAGACACCUCAGUGCUACAAGGAGGAUGGCACCUCUAAAAACCCAGACUGCCCAGUGUGCAGUAAAUCUCUUAACAAGUUGGCUCAGCCUCUACCCAUGGCCCACUGCGCCAAUUCCAGACUAGUCUGUAAAAUCUCUGGAGAGGUCAUGAAUGAAAACAACCCUCCCAUGAUGCUGCCUAAUGGAUAUGUUUACGGCUACAAUUCUCUUCUGUCCAUUCGCCAAGAUGACAAAGUGGUGUGUCCCAGAACCAAAGAAGUCUUCAACUUCUCUCAGGCGGAGAAAGUGUACAUCAUGUGAUUGCUCGGAUGACGCUUCUGAGUAUCAACCACAUCAGAUACGGCCCGUCGCCCAUCACCUGUGACCCGGCCUGCUCAGAGCCACCUGUGGAGCUGUGAUCCAGUGCCCUUCCUCCCACAGACAAAACCCACAUGUUCGUGGAGACUCCACCACCCCAUCCCAUCCAGUUCCUCUACAUGAUCAGCUCAAGUUAGCCCACCCAGACCCCGUGCCCCCCCCACCCCCUCCAUUUUAUCUGACAAACUGGGCUCCUCUCCUUUAAGACUCUGUUUUAGAUGUGGCUAGAAGUUGUUUAAUCUGAUCCAUUCAAGCACAUGGACUAUCAGCAUUGUCAUUAUCUUACAGGCCUUCACACUGAAGAUUAGAGAGUAGAGAAAAAGACUGAAGAGUGGAAAAACUGCUAGAUAGAUGUUUGAUUUUACUACAACAAAUAAAAUCCUGUUGAGGUUA